AUGGCUUUGCAACCUCCGCAAUUGAAGCUUGAACAAUGUAUUGAUAUUGCCAGCACCAUUGAACUGGGAGGCUAUGGUACCGUUUCUUAUACCUGGGAGUAUAUCAAAGACUUCAAGAUACCACAACCAGACGGAGAAUUACUAGGUCUUCUUUGGGACGUGCCAAGGACUACUGGGUUUGAUCUUAACCGAGGGAAGGAGGUCAUGAAAACUCUGGACUCGUCGAGAGAAGGAGGGCGAUGGCUAGUUCGGGGUUGUGCGCUCCAAGAAGGCGUGCUGCUCCAUGAAACAGUGUUGAUUGGCAGCGUAAGCAAGACUCUCUCAGACGAUACAUUUCAGCAUAACGGAGGACGUGCUUCUGUGAUUGAUUUGACUGCGAGAAUUACUGCACUGGCCAUCGCGGUAGCCAAGUCCUUCCUUUUGCAAGCCAAUGGACAAGAACCUCAGAAUAGCAUCGGCGGAGUGACGAGUCAGUAG
This is a messenger RNA of Sclerotinia sclerotiorum 1980 UF-70, 477 nucleotides long. RefSeq lists its product with no specific name. The transcript has 2 exons. Lineage: Eukaryota; Fungi; Ascomycota; Leotiomycetes; Helotiales; Sclerotiniaceae. The record is from RefSeq and is a predicted model, not a curated record. The coding region runs from base 1 to 477 and encodes 158 amino acids.